This is a messenger RNA of Cicer arietinum (chickpea), 1372 nucleotides long. RefSeq names its product secretory carrier-associated membrane protein-like. Gene Ontology annotation, cellular component: trans-Golgi network membrane; recycling endosome membrane. Lineage: Eukaryota; Viridiplantae; Streptophyta; Magnoliopsida; Fabales; Fabaceae. Gene Ontology annotation, biological process: protein transport. The record is from RefSeq and is a predicted model, not a curated record.
GUCUAUUGCUGUAAUUAAUUACCUUCCUUUUUGCAACCUUUCCUUUUCCAUUCUUCUAGUUUCUAUUACAAGUUUCAAACUUUCAAAUCUCAACACUUCAAAAUUCAUUAUUUUUUGUUACCCAUUUGAUUUGACUUUGCUCUCUGCCUCUUCAACACCGUCACAGAUCUCAUGGCUGGUCGCUAUGACAGUAACCCCUUCGCUGAAGAAGAAGUUAAUCCCUUCUCUGAUCCAGCUGUAAGGGGAAAAACAUCAAGCCAAUCAAACUAUAGUGGUGGUGCAUUUUACACAACAAAUCCUGGAAGUGUUCCACCUGCUACAAACUCAAGGCUUGCGCCUCUGAAGCCAGAGCGUGCUGAUUAUAAUAAUUAUGGCUUUGGUGAAACAGUUGAUAUACCUCUCGAUACAUCAACGGAUUUGAAAAAGAAGGAGAAGGAACUCCAAUCCAAGGAGGCUGAUUUGAGAAGAAGGGAACAGGAAGUGAGACGGAAAGAAGAAGCAGCUGCACGAGCUGGAAUUGUUCUCGAGGAAAAGAAUUGGCCACCAUUUUUCCCAAUUAUCCAUCACGAUAUUGCUAAUGAAAUUCCGGUUCAUCUUCAAAAAUUGCAAUAUGUUGCAUUUACUACACUGUUAGGACUAGUGUUGUGCCUUUUAUGGAAUGUUAUAGCUGUAACUGCAGCUUGGAUUAAGGGCGAAGGUGUAAAAAUAUGGUUUCUGGCGAUUAUCUACUUUAUAGCCGGGGUACCUGGAGCAUAUGUUCUGUGGUAUCGUCCAUUAUAUCGUACCUUUAGGACAGAAAGUGCUUUGAAAUUUGGAUGGUUUUUCCUGCUUUAUCUGAUUCACAUAGGAUUCUGCAUCUUAGCUGCCGUUGCUCCUCCUAUAGUUUUCAAAGGAAAAUCCCUGACGGGCAUUCUAUCUGCCAUAGAUGUGAUAGACAACCAUACUUUGAUUGGGAUUUUCUACUUUGUUGGAUUUGGAUUAUUCUGCCUUGAAACAUUGAUAAGCAUUUGGGUUAUUCAGCAAGUAUACAUGUACUUCCGCGGCAGUGGUAAGGCUGCCGAGAUGAAACGGGAGGUGGCAAGGGGAGCAAUGAGAGCUGCAAUCUGAUAUAUCGUUUUGUGGAGAAGACUGUAUGAAUGACUUUUGUAUGGAUCGAUGUUGUAUAUUACUAGCCACAAAAUACUUUGAAGAAAAAUAUUAUACUGAGUGUGAUUUUUGUGUAGUACAAGUUUUGUUUAUUUAUUUGUUUUUCUCGUUUAACAUGUUACCUAUUUAUGUGGUUUGUUAGUGUAUAUUGUGUAACCAGAGUUUUGACAUAACAGUGGCUGGUAGAAAUGUGCAAUAGUGAAAUUCUUGUCAUCUCAAUGAAAAA